CCGAGGAUUCAGGGCUGUCGCUGCUUAUGGAGGCCGCCGGCGGGGAAGGGGAGCGGGAGGCCCUCACCUGCUUUUCCUAUAACCAGGACUGCACUUCCUUGGCCAUUGGAACCAAAACUGGAUACAGACUUUUUUCUCUGAGUUCUGUGGAACAGCUGGAUCAGGUCCAUGAAAGCAAUGAAAUGCCAGAUGUUUUCAUUGUGGAGCGCCUCUUCUCCAGCAGUCUGGUGGUGGUGGUGAGUCGGGCGAAGCCGCAGCAGAUGAAUGUCUAUCAUUUCAAGAAAGGGACAGAAAUCUGCAACUACAGCUAUUCUAGCAAUAUCCUUUCCAUCCGGCUCAACCGUCAGAGACUGAUUGUUUGCUUGGAAGAAUCUAUUUAUAUUCAUAACAUUAAAGACAUGAAGCUUUUGAAAACAAUCCUGAACACCCCUCCUAACGCCACAGGUUUAUGUGCACUUUCUAUCAACCAUUCCAAUUCCUACGUGGCAUAUCCUGGCAGUCCUGUUGUCGGCGAGAUUGUGUUGUAUGAUGGCAAUCUUUUGGGAACCGUCUUACGUGUUUUUUCCAUCCCCGAAGGACAAAAGCUCUACGAAUUCAGGAGAGGAAUGAAGAGGUACGUGAACAUCAGCUCCCUUGUGUUCAGUAUGGAUUCCCAGUUCUUGUGUGCAUCAAGCAACACGGAGACGGUGCAUAUUUUUAAGUUGGAGCAUCUCACUGACAGUCGGCCGGAAGAACCUCCCUCCUGGAGUGGCUACAUGGGCAAGAUGUUCAUGGCUGCCACCAACUAUCUCCCUUCUCAAGUAUCAGGCAUGAUGAGCCAAGACCGGGCCUUUGCUACUGUGCGCCUGAACUUCUCUGGACAAAGGAACAUCUGUGUGCUCUCGACGAUCCAAAAGUUGCCUCGGCUGUUAGUUACAACAUCUGGUGGACAUCUUUACAUUUACAACCUGGAUCCCCAAGAUGGCGGAGAAUGUGUUUUAAUCAAGAAGCACAGCUUGCUUGACUUGGUAAAGCCGGAAGAGAACAAAGAAAACGAUCUUCUGUCUCCAGUAACUCAAACAUAUGCUGCUACCGUAGCUAGGCAGACUUCAGUGCCUUCCCCUUCUAUGAUGCCAGGUUACUCGGAGGAUGGGGGAGCCCUUCGAGGAGAGAUAAUACCUGAGCAUGAAUUUGCUACUGGGCCAGUGUGUCUGGAUGAUGAAAAUGAAUUUCCACCCAUAAUCUUAUGCCGUGGAAGCCGGACGAACAAAGUGAAGCGAUCAUGAGGAGAGGCAAACAACACAACACACAGCGGCGGAUGGGAGGUAGUUUGGAAAAACAAGGGGGAAUGUAGAAGAACCCACAAAUGUGGGGCAAACCAGAGACGCUCCAGUGCUUUUCACACAGUAUGUUUCUCUUUUCCUAGUUGACGUUUAUCUGCCCCUCUUUUGUGUAUUUUCUUAAAAUGCUCUAUGGUUGGUAUCAAUGUACUGUAUAUGCACAUUGUUCUCAAGAACCACAAUAUAAAUGCAGCUAAUUGAAGCUCCAAUUUUAUACUCCAGCUAGCUCUUUUAUUUAUGUCAUGUAUAAAUGUACUUAUAAAAGAACCUACUGAUUUAUGUCUUUGUACAGUAUACGCAUGAUUAAUUUACCCAUGCAGAAUAUUUUUGCAAUUAUCUACUUGAAUAAAAGGAAAUCCCCAACUUUCAGAGUUGGAGGAAUGCUGAAAUAUUUGUCAAUAAAAUCAUCAUGAGGUUAACAGGAGCUGUGUCUCCACUCAUGUUCCUCCUUCUUACGUAACCUGGAAAAUAAAUGCAUACAUAACUCCCAUCAUACACUUCUCUUUCAGGGAAGCAAAGUGCAGCAAAGGGGUAAGAAAAACCUUGAUAUUAGUCCAGAUUAAGUUGGAUGGAUAAACUGUGCACAUGUAAAUUCAUGGUAACCUUUUUUUUA
Messenger RNA from Thamnophis sirtalis, 1932 nucleotides. The record is from RefSeq and is a predicted model, not a curated record. Lineage: Eukaryota; Metazoa; Chordata; Lepidosauria; Squamata; Natricidae.